This is a messenger RNA of Syzygium oleosum, 1662 nucleotides long. RefSeq names its product ankyrin repeat-containing protein BDA1-like. Gene Ontology annotation, molecular function: protein binding. The record is from RefSeq and is a predicted model, not a curated record. Bases 52 to 1455 code for a protein of 467 amino acids. The transcript has 2 exons. NCBI's taxonomy places the organism in Eukaryota, Viridiplantae, Streptophyta, Magnoliopsida, Myrtales, Myrtaceae.
AGCUUCUAGAUACUCGAAAAAACUCUAUAAAAUGGAUCAAUCAUUUAACGGAUGUCCAAGUCCAAAGGUGUCCCAAAGAGAGAGAGACCAUUAUUAGUUCCGAUCAAAAUGGAGCGAAGGUUGUUAGAAGCAGCUCAAAAGGGCGAUAUCGAUGAGCUUAAUGAUUUGAUCAGAAGCAAUGGACUCAUCAUCCUCGAGGAGAUGGCUCUUGAAGGAGCUGGUCACACGCCGCUGCACGUCGCUUGUGUGGCCGGCCACUUGGAUUUUGUCCGAGAGCUCCUGAAGUUGAUGCCCAAGUUUGCGGAAAAAGUGAACGCGGGCGGUUUCAGCCCGCUGCACAUCGCGGCGGCUCGAGGUGAUGUUGAGAUUGCGAGGGAACUCUUGAGAGUGGGUGAACACCUGUGCUCUGUGAAGGGACGGGAGAGAAGAAUCCCUUUGCAUUAUGCCGUCGUAAACGGGGAGCUCCAUGUGAUGAAGUUACUGCUCUCUGCUUCGCCUGAAUCCAUAGAAGAGACAACCGCCCGAGAGGAGACCGCACUUCACCUCGCCGUGAAGAACAACCGGUUCGACGCGGUCAUCGUGUUGGUGGAGCAUCUGAAGCAGAAUAAGAAGGAGCAGGUGAUCAAUUGGAAGGACCACAAAGGCAACACGGCCUUGCAUCUCGCUGCCGCCCGCAAAAAUUUUGAGGUGGUGAACUUCAUGCUUCGUGGGCUUGCUCUGGAGUACGAGGUCGUGGAGGUGAACGCCUCGAACGAGAGUGGCUUGACGCCUCUAGAUGUCUCAACUCUCUCGCAAAGGGGAGCAGGAGACAGAGAGAUCAGAGAAAUUCUCGGACGAGCUGGAGCCAUACUCGGAAGAGGAAGAUCAGACACACCCGCUUCAUCACUGGUCUCGGUGGACGAGGACGAGGACGAUAUCCAGGGAGCUAACAGUCAUCAAUCAGAUGGGAAACAAGUAGCGGUUGCUCCUCAAUCAUCAUCAAGUUUGUCAGCGAAAUAUUUGAAAAAAGAAAAGGAGUCAAAACGCAACGCCCUGCUGGUCAUCGCUGCGCUCAUCGCAAGCGCGACGUACCAAUCCGUGCUUGAGCCGCCAGACAGUUUAGGAGGUGACGGGGGGGUGUCUGGCGCAGCCCUGGUUUACACUCUCUUCCUGGGCGGCAACACAUUCGGAUUCCUGAUGUCGGUCCAGAUGAUCAUUUGCCUCACCAAAGAUCUCCCCGUCAGGCAGCCGCUUAUGCUAUGCCUGAUCGCGAUAGUUCAAAAUUACUUUUGCUUCACGGUAGCCCUGGUGUUCACGUCAGUGGAUGCUGACGAGAGUGCGCUGUUCCUGAUGCCGCUUAUGAUAUCAGUUGUCCUUCUACUGAUACAGAAGUGGUUGGCCAAAGUUAUAGAGCUUGUCUUUAGGCUGCUUUCUCGACUUCAUCUCCUCGAUAAAAUGUACAGUCUUGAGGAUUAAUGACCAAAGUCGUGGUUGUCAAUGACGGUAUUCCUCUUUCCUUGAGGUUGAGCUAAGAGAUGCAAGCCUUUAGCAGUAUAGUAUUGGAGUGUGUUCCACGUGGUCAGAUAUUAGAUUGAUGUCAUGGUUCUCUGCAGUUGAGUGUGUGAUGUCUGCAAGUAUUUCGCUGUAUCGUAUUUCCCUAAUAAAAUGUGUCCCGAGUUUAUA